This is a messenger RNA of Zymoseptoria tritici IPO323, 2443 nucleotides long. RefSeq lists its product as uncharacterized. Lineage: Eukaryota; Fungi; Ascomycota; Dothideomycetes; Mycosphaerellales; Mycosphaerellaceae. The record is from RefSeq and is a predicted model, not a curated record. Bases 152 to 2443 code for a protein of 763 amino acids. The transcript has a single exon.
GCGAUAUUGGCUGGAUAUCGUGGAACGGCACUUCGCGAACUGACCACACCAAGACCAAACAAGGACCUCACUGCCAUAACACAUUCCGACUUCGAAAAAGCUGCACAAAAUGAUGUGGUAGCAACGAGCAAAAGACUUCAUAUCAAACGCCAUGGCACGAUAUCCGACCUUUGAGGAAUAUGCCUCUCGCAAUGCACACAAGGAAGGAAUCUCCCGAUGCAAUACCCUGCUUUCCAAAAACCCGAAGGAUGUAAAUCUCCUGAUCACAAAACUCCAGCUCCUCUGCGACAGCAAUCAGGAAUACGCUGCCACGCUGGACCAAAUCGUUGCUCACACUCCGCCGAUACAGGACAUCCAAAGUCUGGUCAACGUCGAGGCUUCCGUGAUCCUUGCGCAGAAGAACGCCUUCCCGAUACCGCUCACUUCAGGGCCUCAAGUUUCCGCAUUGUGGACAGCAGCGUUCAAAUCUGCCAACACAUCAUAUCUCAAACUUGACAUCUUGAGUGUACGCUUCUCUCAAGCCGUCAUCGACAAUCGACUACAAGAUGCGCAGCAGACCCUGAUUGCAUGGAAAGCUUUCCAACCCAAGAAUCGAAGCAUUUACAUGGCGCAUGCGGCGUAUACGCAGCUAUUGUCGACUUCGAACGAGGAUUUGCAGGCAAGGUUGGCGGUGAUGUUGGCGAAGAAGGCGGUGAAGGAGAAUUUUGACGAUGAGAAGGAUUUGGACUGUAGAGUUGUUGGUCAAAUACUUGCGAGGCAGGGGAUGAAGGAAGAUCUGGAGGGUAUUCGGGAGAGGCCAUUCCGGGAGAGCAGGGAGGUGUAUGAGGCGUUGGGUUUGAGCGAAAAGGUGGUGUUGCCGACUGCGAAUACGACAAAUAAUGCCGCGGGACCAUCGCCAAGAGACAAGCUGGAAACGAACGUUGCGAGAUUGAAGGAGUCUUUUUCUGGAAGCGUGAAGAACUCCGCGCCUGAGGAAGACUUUGUCAAGCUCGCAGAGGAGACCAUUCGGCUCUUCCACAAUGCGAUCUCAGAUCAGGACCUCGCUCGAUCUCGCGGUCCUGCCGACGCCGCCUUUCUCGCCAUCUCCUCCUUGGUCCAUGUCUUCACCACCAGCGGCUCUCAAAUUCCGCUCCUCCAAGCAGCCUUCGUUGCCGAAACCCUGCUAUCUCACAACCCGCACAUACACGAAGCCAGGCUAAUCCUCGUUUACCUCUAUAUGCGCCUACGGCUUGGCACCCUGGCCGCCCACUUUUACAACUCCCUCGAGAUCAAAGAGGUCCAGAAUGACACCGUCGGCCAUGUCCUAUUUACCCGCCUAUCCCUAACACAGCCCUUCCGCUCCACAUCAUCGACAUCUCAGGACGUCCUCGACCCACACGAACGCUCUGCGAAAGCUCUUCAAAUCUAUCCGCGCCACGAGUCUCGCCUGGCAGAUACAGAAGCCGGAGUACCAGAUCACGGUCAGAGCGGGAUGAUCUUCGACUUGCAAGCUCUUCGCACGACGUUACGGACGAGUCUGCCGAGGCGAAUGCUUCUUCUGGAACACCGCCGCAUCGCUCGAAUGACGGGCAAGGCAGGGAGCAAAAGUGCGGUGGAUGCAUUGGGACCCAGAGUACUGGCAAACUGGCGUAAUUGCAACGACUCGAGAGACUUCCACGCGGCUUUUGAGUACGGUUUCAAUGUUGAAGAGGCCUUAUACGGAGAUGGCAAGAUAGGCAAGGUCGACGAGAGGUGGAUGUUGCUGAUAUUGGCGGCCGAUGUUGCGGCUUCUCUCGCCAAUGGACAGGUGCCGCUGAUCGAAGAUUCACAGACCUUGCUGCAGCUUCUGGAACAACAAUUGACAGACAGCAAAGAGUCGAAGGGUGUAAACGAAGUCGAGGAGAAAUGCGCAGAAAUCACAAGAAGAACGCUACAGCUUCUCUUGUCCUUCCCACGCACAUCGACUACGUCCGAUGACGAGGCCGGAGAGAAGGCCCGCAGCGAUGCUCUCACAGCUUUGUCGGCUUGCGUCAAAGAUCUCCCGCUCAACGACAUUCUGUCAGACCCAGCUUCGGCCGACAACCUGGCCGAAAAGCUUCAGACUCACUACGCGCUCCUGGACGUCUUCCGCACCAUCCUCGUCACCUGCCGCCGACUCCUCACUCCUCCCAAGCAUGCUUCCGUAUCAGAUGACCUCAAAGCUGGCCUGUCUGACCUCAGAUCAUUGGUCGAAGACCUCGUUCGAGAAGUCAUGGCAUCGGCGAGGAGAGGACGAGAUGCUCUAUCAGUGCGAAACUUGCGAGAUCAGAUAUCAAGCGGGACUGCUGGGAACGAGGGGCGAGGAAAGGAUGUUUGGCAACUGUUAGAGUGCAGUGGCACGGGAAUGGAGGGAUUCGUGAAUGCCGUUGUGGCAAGCGCGAGGGAGGGAUGGGAAGGUGUGGAGAAAGUUGGCCGGUUGCCGUGA